Molecule: messenger RNA, 972 nt
Organism: Trichoplax adhaerens
Lineage: Eukaryota; Metazoa; Placozoa; Uniplacotomia; Trichoplacea; Trichoplacidae
Exons: 11
Coding region: 1-972 (323 amino acids)
Cellular component (GO): cytoplasm
Molecular function (GO): calcium-dependent phospholipid binding; calcium ion binding
Source: RefSeq, a predicted model, not a curated record
AUGGCCACAAUGAAUAUAAAAUCAGUGACAGCUAAAGGUACUGUUGUACCAGCCAAAACAUUUAACCCUGAAUCUGAUUGUGAAAUUUUAAAAAAAGCCAUGAAAGGUUUCGGUACCGAUGAGAAAGCCAUCAUUGAUAUACUAGCCAAUCGAUCUAAUGCUCAGCGCUUGAAAAUCUCUUCCAUGUAUAAAACUAUGUUUGGACAGGAUCUUAUAGGAAAACUCAAGUCUGAACUAUCUGGUAACUUUGAGAAAGCUAUCUUAGCACUAAUGAAUCCCCCAGCUGUACAAGAUGCGAAGUGGUUACGUGCAGCAAUGAAAGGGUUAGGCACAGACGAAGAGAUACUUAUUGAAAUCUUAUGCACUCGUACUAAUGCGCGUACUUUUAUGUUCACCAUUUCUAUAGACAUAAAUAGGGAUCUUGAAAAGGAUUGCGUGAGCGAAACAAGUGGGUACUUUAAGAGGUUGUUGGUCUCAAUGUGUCAAGCUAAUAGAUCUGAAGCCACUUCCGUUGACAUGGCAAGUGCUAAAAAGGAUGCUGCGGAUUUGUUUCAGGCUGGUGAAAAAAGAUGGGGAACUGAUGAAUCUCGUUUUAAUGUAAUCUUAUCUUCACGAAGUUUUCCGCAGUUGAGAGCAGUCUUUGAUGAAUAUACUAAGAUUUCACAGCGAGAUAUCUUAAACUCUAUAGACCGAGAGAUGUCCGGUGAUCUAAAACGAGGAUUUAAAACUAUAGUAAAGUGUGCACGUAAUGCACCUAAAUUCUUUGCCGACCGGCUACAUCAUGCAAUGAAAGGUGUCGGCUCAGAUGAUGAUACAUUAAUUAGGAUCAUUAUGUCAAGAAGCGAGAUUGACCUUGCUAGUAUCAAAGCAGAGUAUCGGAAUGCUCAUCACAAAAGUCUUGGUAAAGCAAUUGAAGGGGAAACUAAUGGUGAUUUUAAACGAAUACUCCUAGCAAUUGUUAAAAUGGACUAA